Molecule: messenger RNA, 420 nt
Organism: Phyllopteryx taeniolatus (common seadragon)
Lineage: Eukaryota; Metazoa; Chordata; Actinopteri; Syngnathiformes; Syngnathidae
Product: profilin-2-like
Exons: 1
Coding region: 1-420 (139 amino acids)
Biological process (GO): positive regulation of actin filament bundle assembly; regulation of actin filament polymerization; actin cytoskeleton organization
Cellular component (GO): cytoplasm
Molecular function (GO): actin binding
Source: RefSeq, a predicted model, not a curated record
AUGUCCUGGCAAAGCUAUGUGGAGAGACUGAUGGCGGAAGGCACCUGUCAGGACGCGGCCAUUGUUGGUUACGGUGACGCCAAAUACGUCUGGGCAUCAUUAAGCGGCGGCACGUUUGCCAACAUCACGCCCGCCGAAAUUGAUGUGAUGGUGGCAAAGGAACGUGCCUCUUUCUUCAUCCAGGGGCUGACUUUAGGCAAUAAAAAAUGUUCUGUACUCAGAGAUAGCCUCCAUGUUGAUGGUGACUGGACAAUGGACUUCCGGACGAAGAACCAAGACGGAGGGCCAACAUACAAUAUUUCUGUAGCCAGAACUGACAAAGUAUUGGUUAUGGUCAUGGGGAAGGCAAGUAUCCAUGGAGGAGUGCUCAACAAGCAAGCAUAUGUGAUGGCUGACUACCUGAGAAGGUCUGGAUACUGA